Messenger RNA from Eriocheir sinensis (Chinese mitten crab), 11911 nucleotides. RefSeq names its product protein argonaute-2-like (gene AGO1). Lineage: Eukaryota; Metazoa; Arthropoda; Malacostraca; Decapoda; Varunidae. Gene Ontology annotation, molecular function: RNA binding; protein binding. The record is from RefSeq and is a predicted model, not a curated record. The transcript is spliced from 20 exons. The coding region runs from base 180 to 3008 and encodes 942 amino acids.
GGAAGGGAACCAUCGGCUCAGUCUUCCUCGGACAGGAAGUCACUAACGCCAUUUUCAACACUUCCAAGUCUGAGAUUUCUCUCGUUUCGUCCUUAAAUUAGCGACUAUUGUAGAGUUCAUGUACCCUGUCGGGCAGCUGAUAAUUUAAAAGAAUAUUGCCCAAAGCCAUUGGCAAAGGAAUGACAAAAGCACCUGGUCCUCCUGGCCCUCCCGGCCCUCCUACGGGCCCGGGGGGACCCCCAGGACCAGCUGGCCCCCCAGUGCCCCGACCCCUCACACUACCCCCGGGACCCACCCCAGCACCUGGACCAAUAACCACCAUCGUGGCGCCCGCCACAGGCACCCCAGCCGUGGCCACGGGCACAGGAAUAUCAGCCCUGCUUCCGCCAGAGUUGCCAACAUUCGUGGCCCCAAGAAGACCCAACUUAGGGCGAGAGGGUCGGCCCAUCACGCUGCGGGCCAACCACUUCCAGAUAUCCAUGCCAAGGGGCUACAUCCACCACUAUGACGUCAGCAUCCAGCCCGACAAGUGCCCCAGGAAGGUCAACAGGGAGAUUAUCGAGACCAUGGUGCAUGCAUUCCCAAGGAUCUUUGGGAGCUUGAAGCCGGUCUUUGAUGGGAGAAGCAACCUGUACACCAGAGACCCACUGCCAAUCGGUAAUGAAAAAAUGGAACUGGAGGUGACCCUGCCAGGCGAGGGGCGAGACAGAGUGUUCAAGGUGGCCAUGAAGUGGCUGGCGCAGGUGAAUCUCUACACGCUGGAGGAAGCUCUUGAGGGCCGAACGAGGACCAUCCCCUACGAUGCCAUCCAGGCUCUGGAUGUAGUGAUGCGCCACCUUCCCUCCAUGACCUAUACCCCAGUUGGCCGAUCAUUCUUCUCGGCCCCCGACGGUUACUACCAUCCCUUAGGGGGCGGGCGUGAAGUUUGGUUCGGCUUCCACCAGAGUGUCCGUCCCUCACAGUGGAAAAUGAUGCUCAAUAUUGAUGUUUCAGCCACUGCGUUCUACAAAGCGCAGGCGGUGAUCGAGUUCAUGUGUGAAGUAUUAGACAUACGGGAAAUAGGAGAGCAACGGAAGCCUCUCACAGAUUCCCAGCGUGUCAAGUUCACAAAGGAGAUCAAAGGACUCAAGAUUGAAAUUACUCAUUGUGGCGCAAUGCGAAGAAAGUAUCGUGUGUGUAAUGUCACCAGAAGACCGGCACAAAUGCAGUCGUUCCCACUUCAACUGGAAAAUGGCCAGACUGUUGAGUGUACAGUGGCCAAAUAUUUCCUUGACAAAUACAAGAUGAAACUCAGGUUUCCACAUCUACCUUGCCUACAGGUUGGACAAGAGCACAAGCACACAUACCUUCCUCUGGAGGUUUGCAACAUUGUUCCCGGUCAGCGAUGCAUCAAGAAACUAACUGACAUGCAGACAUCCACAAUGAUCAAGGCCACAGCAAGGUCUGCCCCAGACCGAGAGAGAGAAAUCAACAACUUGGUCCGCAAGGCAGACUUCAAUAAUGAUCCAUAUAUGCAAGAGUUUGGGCUGACCAUCAGCACUGCAAUGAUGGAGGUACGAGGGCGUGUCCUGCCGCCUCCUAAGCUGCAGUAUGGCGGCCGAACCAAGCAGCAGGCCCUGCCCAACCAAGGGGUGUGGGACAUGAGGGGCAAACAGUUCUUCACUGGGGUAGAGGUGCGUGUGUGGGCGGUGGCAUGCUUUGCCCCGCAGCGCACUGUCAGGGAGGAUGCACUCCGCAACUUUACUCAGCAGCUGCAGAAAAUCAGCAAUGAUGCAGGGAUGCCCAUUAUUGGCCAGCCUUGUUUUUGUAAGUAUGCCAAUGGGCCUGACCAAGUUGAGCCCAUGUUCCGGUACCUGAAGAGCACCUUCACCGGCCUGCAACUGGUGUGUGUGGUGCUGCCUGGCAAGACUCCGGUCUAUGCUGAAGUGAAGCGGGUUGGCGACACUGUUCUUGGCAUGGCUACUCAGUGUGUGCAGGCCAAGAAUGUUAACAAAACUUCUCCACAAACUCUAUCUAACCUCUGCCUCAAGAUAAAUGUCAAGCUGGGAGGCAUCAACUCUAUUCUAGUCCCUGGCAUCAGGCCGAAGGUCUUCAAUGAACCAGUCAUAUUCCUCGGUGCUGAUGUGACUCACCCACCAGCGGGUGACAACAAGAAACCGUCCAUUGCAGCAGUGGUGGGGUCCAUGGAUGCUCACCCCUCACGCUAUGCUGCUACUGUCCGAGUGCAGCAACACAGACAGAAUGGAUCAACAGCACAAGGCCAAAGUGCCAGUGAUGGCUCGCGACCCAGACAACUGACUUUCGCAAGGACAGCGCAUGAUGCAAUAAUUCAGGAGUUGUCCUCCAUGGUCAAGGAGCUGCUCAUACAGUUCUACAAGUCAACGAGGUUCAAGCCCAACAGGAUCAUCCUGUACCGUGACGGUGUUAGCGAGGGACAGUUCCAGACCGUCCUGCAGCAUGAGCUCACUGCCAUGAGGGAGGCCUGCAUCAAGCUGGAGGCAGAUUACAAGCCUGGCAUAACCUACAUCGCUGUCCAGAAGAGGCACCACACAAGAUUGUUCUGUUCCGACAAGAAGGAGCAGAGUGGCAAGAGUGGCAACAUUCCUGCUGGCACCACCGUAGAUGUUGGCAUCACUCACCCAACAGAGUUUGACUUCUACCUGUGUUCUCACCAGGGCAUUCAGGGCACCAGUCGACCCAGCCACUACCACGUCCUGUGGGAUGACAACCACUUCGACAGCGAUGAGCUUCAAUGCCUCACCUACCAGCUGUGUCACACUUACGUCAGGUGUACUCGCUCGGUCUCCAUACCUGCCCCGGCAUACUAUGCUCAUCUGGUGGCCUUCAGAGCUCGGUAUCACCUUGUUGAGAAGGAGCAUGACAGCCACUCUCCUUCCAGUGGUGAGGGUUCCCACCAGUCUGGCAACAGUGAAGACCGCACCCCCUCAGCCAUGGCCCGGGCCGUCACGGUGCACGUGGACACCAACAGGGUCAUGUACUUUGCUUAAUGUGCCCUGGGUCUAGUCCUCCUGAGGUUCACUGCCCUGGUGCAAGUCUCCCGGACGCUCCAGCAGAUCUACUCGUCGAUGGCCGUCGUCGUGUCAGCGUCGUAGACUGACAGUUAUUACCCAGUUGGUUUUUCCGACUUAAUCUUUCACAAAGAUGGAAAUAGUAUUUGUGAUUAAUGUUGGGGCUAACAUUGUGAUAUUUUGGGAAAAUGUUUUUUGUUAGAAAUCUCAGACUUAUUAAUAUUAUUCCCGUUCUGUUUUUAUACAUUUCAGAAAAUAGUUGUAGGGAUGAAAACAUCUUUGAAGUGUUUGAAAAUUAACGUUAGUGGCAUUCCUUGAAUAUGUGUGGAGGUUGCUAAGGCCAGGUGUACUCCAGAAUAUUGUAGAGAGGGACUUUUUCCAAUAGGUUACAGUGUUAUGUGAGUUCUAGAGAUUCACGCAUUAGAAUUUUGUACCAGACCCAUGUACCUGCAGGAAACGUGUAGAGAAAGUCCCUGGCCUGCUCUGCCUCUUUCCAGGGGCUUUUCGUAAUUGAGGCAAAUAAGUUUUUCUCCAUUUCAUCAUCAGCAUUAAUACAUGCAUUUCUGACAUCGAGUGAUUUGAGGAAAUGUGAAGCUGUAGCAUUCUUUAUGACUUACUUCAUGAGGUGUUCACCACCUCCUUGGUGAAGGGAUGCCCCAGAUGACCUUGGUAGCAGUGAGGUUCCUCUGGGGACUGCUGCCCAGGUCCCCGGGACUUGUACUGUUCUUGUCUCAACAAUUGCUGGUCUACGUGUGUUUUUGUGGUGGAAUGAAGCUGGGUAAUCCAAAGCCACUAUUACAUGGACAUUGUAAUUAAGGUAAUAACUUUUGCAGUCACAUUUUUUACUGCCAUUUUUUAUUUCAUUAUUUAUAGAGGGUAACCUUGUACCUUGAUGUGAGGCUGGUGCUCUCCCUGCCCAGGCCAUGGGGUGAAUACUGUUUACACCCCUAAAAUUGACUACAGCAACAAUGCUCUUCACUUUUUUUCUUGAUUGAUCAAUGGUGGAUUGAAGUGCAAAUGUUUGUAGUCUGCAACUGCCUGUUACACAGCAAUAUUGACCCUCUGGUGCAGGUGUGGGUGCACCCUCCUCACGUGUGUGGUUUGCGAAUAUAUGUGUGCCUGUUUGUGUGUGUGUCUGUGUGUAUGUAUGUGAGUGUGUGUAUGUGUAUGUGUGUAUUUCCUAGUCUCAGGCCAGCCCUAUUGAAUAUUGAGACAGGAUUGCUUGACAUUUUAUUUGUGACUUUGCAUAACUUAAAUUGUGAUAUAGUUGUCAUGCAGAUAUGAAGAUUUUCUCUAGUACUGGCCUGAUACCAGAACAUGCAUAAUGCCACAAUAUUUCAUACCACAGUUUUAACAGACAGAGUGGCAGCAUGGUUUGGUUGAAGCAACACAGUUUAUGAAGAGCAGCCUGGGCUUGGGUGCCAUAUCACUUUUAAUUCUAGCUCAUAAAAUGCCAUCAGGCAGGUGCAGCUACAGUGGAGUAUGACAGUCAAGCGGCAACUCUUUCUCUCUCUCACUCCGCCUUGCCUGUGAGCGGAGCAUCAGUCUUCCUAAAAGUAGUUACCAAGCACCUAACACUUCUUUGUGUAGAAAUUAGUUCAGUGUGAAACCAUCGGGUCCAUCUCUGAAUCGUAAUAGUUUUAUAUUCAACUUCUGGAAACAGUUGCACAUCCUUGGAUGUUUUGUGAAGUAGGAUACACUUGCAUGGGAGUCUUUACAUCGGUGUAUUUAUGAACAGAAGACAGUAACGUAGUGCUCGUUCUACCAGAUCUGCCAUAAAGAUUUAGGAAAUAGUGCUUGUUGAGUGCAAUCAGUAACCAACAUUUGUACAUGGCAUUGCUGACAAUUUCUUUCAGUUCUCCCUAAUUGUGUUCUGUAUAGUUUGCCGGCAUCUGAAUUGCUAGACGAUACACAAGAACAAUAUCUUUUGUCAAGAGAUUAGUCAAUAACCAAGAGGCAUAUCCUUUUAACUUUUGACCUUGAGGUAGAGUCCUAACAGGGAGCACCACAUGGGGCUGCAUCAAUCUCCCAGGCAUGCCCUAGGGAGUCCCUGUGUUCAUUCUAAAUAUUUCGUCCAGGUGUUUGGGGCUUCAGGUUGUCUUGUUAGCUGUUUUUAUCAUUUUCAAUUAGUCAUGAUAACAUGACGUGCUGCUUACUAAUACUCUUGUGUAGGAGAAUGACCACAUAUCCUUUAUUUAUCUGGAAGAUAGAAAUGCUGCCCUUUUUUCACCGUCAUCCUCUUAUUCCUAUGGUUUCUUCAUUGAUUCAUGAAACAAGGUAUUCUUACAGUUGGUACUCAUGUAGGUGAUGCAUAAGUUGAGUGUAAGUGCUCCACACAUCAAGUUGUACUUCUCUCCUCCACCAGCCAUUCUUUCCAGUGAUGCCAAGUACUUGACUUGUUUCAAUAUUAUUUUUACAGGCAUCCUUUGGUAUGUGACUUAAAAAUGAUGAUUGAAAUAGUUUCAUAAUAAACACGCAUUUAUUUGCAAUUAUUUGCAAAUUGUAAUAAAAAUAAUAUGUAAAGAAAUAAUACAAAAUGAAUUAUAAAUUGUAGAAAGAAAUGGCCAAAACAAUUUUUAAGCUAGCCAUCACUUGAUUCCACAAUGUCAUGAGAAGGCAGCAUGACAGUUCACAUUAAAAGCAAAGAAAGAAAGGCAGGCAGUGGCAAGCUGAUGCGUGGCGUGUGUUCCGAUGUGUAGGGGGGGUCAGGGAGCAGCACUCGGCGCCGGUGUGAGGGUUAGUUGUAGGUGAGGCGGCCCUGUGUGUGUGUCCAGGCACCGCUGUGUGGCUGAGUGAUCACAUGAUGCACCGCUAGUCACAGACAGAUCCUAUAAUUGAUUGUAGGGGAUCAUUUAUAGACUUUUGGAAAGGAAAGUUCAAGUUCGGAUAAGUGAUUGAUCAUUUAGCAGUGGAUGCCUGUAUUAUUAUUAUUAUUAUUAUGAAAGUCAUACCCCUGUUGCUGUGAAUGACAACCCCUAAUUGACAUUAUGUAAACUGGGCUAGAGGUGGCCUCUCCAUUAGUACUUAAAAAGGUGAGAGCAGCUUCCCUUUUCUAGAAAGUCUUAUACUGAGAAAUGUGUUGCUAUUACAUGAGUAUUUACGUAAUUUACCUAGAAUGUGUAUACCUGCACUCUAUUCAUUGGCUACAAAGAACACGUUGCUUUGUGUGACAAAGUGGCGUGUUCCACAUAAAGUAGGAUGUAAUAAUAUAUCAUGCUCCUCUUUGUAAAGAAGAUCAUACAGAUAACACUGAUGUUUUAAAAAUAUAAUUGCAACAACUGCAAUACCCAUUAAAUUUUCCCCUAUGUUGGAAGCUCCUACUAUAUGGCUGGUGACUUCUUCGCAAUUUGUCAUAAAUUUUUGUCAGUCGUAGCAUCAUAUGAUCUUCCCUCAUUUUGGAGAAAGCUAAUUGUAUAAUUAAUUUAUAUUUUUAUUUUUGGGCUCAACCAAAGAUUGAGAAUGCAGAUGUAUAUUACACUUUCACAUAGGGAUAUAUUUUAACAGCUUACAAAUUACUUGAUUAGACUUAGGCAUUAAUAAUGUAGUAUAGCAUUUAUGUAGCUUUAAGGAGUAAUCAUGGGUGAAACACAAAAUGGCUGAUGAUUGUUGCAAAUUAGACAGCUGGUGUCAAGGUUCAUUGUUGUCAGAAGGAUCACAGUUUCACAGACACGGGCACACCUGUGCACGCACCCAUGCACGCACACACAGACACGUUUGAUGGCAACAAGAACUACACAAGCAUGGAAUUUUGAAUACUUUUCCCUUUCAGUAUAAAGCCUAGAUCAGUGCAGUUUGAAGUAAUACUUUGUUAUGUAUGUUUUAGAGUAAAAGCCUAAAUCUGCUCUGUUCUGGGAAUCUGUCUGCCAUGACAAACAUUUGAUGUGUUUGUUAAAGAUGUGAUCAGUGUUGAGCAUCUCUGGCUGCUAAUGCAAUGCCAUUUUCUCUCGUCGCUUCUUAUAUGUAGGAGAGCCACACCAUGCCCCCAUUUAUUACCUUGUAUGCAGGAACAUUUGCAUGUAAAUAUAUAAGCAAAUACUUACAAAUUCAUCUUAGUUGUUUGUGCUUCAUGUAUGCUUAUAUGUGUAUGUAUGGAUACUGAUUCAUUUAGGCUUACAUAACUUGAAUUCUGGUCACCAUAAAGGAAAAAUUCAGUUUCAUUGUUGAAGUUCAUUAUAAAUGAACAUGAAUUUUUAUACAUUCCUGCAUAAACAUAUCACUCUGAGAAUAUACUUUAAGCAUAUAUAAACGACCUGAAGUGGACAUUAAAAUUGAGGUUUUUAAAAAACAGUUUCAUAUAUGUCCUAGUCAUUAGGUUCAUGCUAGGGUUUGGCAUAUUACCAUGUGUGUUGAAGGCAUGGUUCUAGGACACAGUUGGAGGACAGUAACUGAUUAUUUCAAUGCAAAGUAGGUUAUAGUAGCCAUGUGGUGAAUCAUCUUGACAAACAUUCAGUCAAUACUUAAACAUUUCCCCUUUACAAAACUAUUUGGCAAGUUGAAACUUUUCCCCCAGCAGGAAUAUAUUCACCCUUAGCUUUCUUUCUGAAUGAGCUAUAGUUUUUUCUUUAAUUUCUUUACAAAAAUCUGUUUCUUAAUCACCUAUCUGCCUCUAUAUAUAUGUCACAUGAUCAACUCUCAUCCUCUACACCUGCUUAAAUCAUUCCAGUGAUACUGUACCCCCACCCUCUUGUAUAGCCACCACCACUAUUUUUGUUGAAAGGAUUAUUAACUUGUCCACUUUGCUUCACAUUCCAUAUCCUCAUUGAACUGUCAUGUGUUGGGUUGGGACCAGAUUAAUAUUGUAGGUCCUGUUUCAUCCUAACACCAUACAUAACACUUAACAUCCUUGCCAGUCCACACACCACGUCUCUUUAUUUUGCAGCAGUACUAUACCUUAAGGCUCUUAAGUCUACAUACCUUGCUUUCUCUGCCCUCUGCUCCUCAAAGGGAAAAAUUGUACAUGUAUUGAUUGAUGAUUGUUUUAAUUCAUAGUUCAUGGUCAAGAAUUGGUGCUGUCUAUAUCCUGCAAAAAGCCCAGCACACAUGUUUUGUUGUUACAGAGGAUGGUGGAAAAGAAGUUUGUGAAUCUCGUUUUGUUCAAAGAGACUAACUCAUCAUAGCUACUUGAUGCUAGAGAGUUAUUACUCAAUUUAACUCAGAUUAACUGAACUCAGAAUACUCAAGUGGUCUAUCUAAACAAAAAGCUGUCUCACCUCAAGUUUCCAAUUGAAUUAUAAAAUAAGUUGAAGGAACCUUACCGUGACCUUUUUCCAUGUUCUUAUCAUGUGACCCAAGAAUUCAACGAGUGUUUUAGUAUGGUAUUCCACUCGCUUUCAGUUACUGUUAUCAGUGCAUACAUACAUCAUAUAUAUUCAUGCAUGGACAGUCCUGAACAAGUACUUGAAACCAGCCUUUAGUGCUCAAUCAUGGUAAGUUAAGUCUUGCAAAUCUGUAAGCACAAGGAUAAUUUGUCUUAAGCUAAUUCUUACCAUUAUCAUUUGCCUUUUUUUCCAGUUAAUUUAUAUGGUGAUUAUGAGGCUGUCUGAUCCACUUGUCCUGUGUGUUCACAAUAAAUGCAAGCUGGACAGUGCUCAUGGACCUGGUUGAGUUUUGGCAAACAUAUCAUUCAUUUUGUGCGGGGUAACACUUUGUUUGUAGUGUUAGUAGAUUAUAUAUUUGUAGAUUUGUUAGUGUUGUGUGUAUUAGUCAUGCCUAACUUGAUACUAGAAAAGAUGAAAUCUAGCCGUAAAUAUGUAAUUAGAUGUCGUAAUCCUUGAUAAAAAGUGUCUGUUGUAAAUUCAUGCUUAGAUAGUUUUUAUACAGAUAUUGAGCUCACCACAGUAAUCUUGAGUGUAUGUUUUCUCAGGCUUAGGAUAAAAUUGGUUUCAUUAUUUUAUGAUAUAUGAAAUGUAACAACUACAGAGAUUUGAUAGGCAAUGCUUACUCAGCAAUGUUCAGAUCUGGUAUGGGUUCAUAACUGAUGGACCACAUAUAUGAAACUGGCAUGUAUCAUUUGUAUCACCUUAUCUAUGAACUUCAUGGUUAAUUAAAAGCCUUCAGUUUAACCACUUGCCAGAUUGGAGUCAAAUAGGAGAAGAAUUUUGUUUUUCAAUAGUCACUAUAAAUUUAGCCAACACUAUAGUGAAACCAAAUUGUCGAGUCCGUUUUGGCGUUGGCUCCCGCGGGUCCACUUCUCUCUGCUCUGCCACACAGGCCCAACACCUAUUUUUUCCUCUCUUAUGUUACCUAUAGCUUACAUGUGAGAGAAAGAGAUAGGCGUUAGAACUGUGUGGCACAGCAGAGGGGAGGAAAGGACCAGUGGGAGCCUAUGCCAGACUGGCCUCGACAUAUUUGGAAGACUAUAGAUGGCCUAACGUGUUAUUACUGCUGUGAGAAUCAGGAAAACUUGGUUAUUUGAAAUAGUGAAAAGAAAGCAAUUAAUAUAAGAAACAUUUAAGGUCGUGAUAGCACACACAGAUAAUAGCAAGCCAGGAAGAGACAAGUUGGGGGUUGGGGGAAAGCAGUACGUCGUCCACUGUAAUGACCAUAUUUUGUCAACUUCAAUAAUCAGGAUGUAAUUCUUGCCCACCAUUGAUACGUCAGUUUCAUCUGUCAGUUUCAUCUUGACGCAAGUGCAGAUUCUGAAGAUUUUGUUAAGAGUAUUCUUGAAGGAAUGUCUGGCUGAGGUUAGUGGUAAAGUGAAAUCCAGAACAGAGAGGGAAGUGUGUCAGGUCAGUGGAGGCCAGUGGUGGGAGGAAGGCUGGUGUGGAGGGGCACAGGUGGAGGUGGGAACAAUCAGCUUAGUGACCACUUUCCACCUCCACCUAGUAGUGCUUUCACCCACAUCUCUCUCUUUUUCUCUCUCUCUCUCUAACUCUAUCUAUCUAUCUAUCUAUCUCAUGUGAUAUAUAUUUGUGUUACAUCACAGUUGCUUCUGGACUGAAACUUCAACUUAAUUCACCAUCACUGGCCUUGGUAGUGAAAGUGGAGGGGGUUGGCUAGACAGCAAGGUCAUACGUGAGGGUGCUUGUCACGUGUGUAAGCAGUGUUAGAGAGUGGUGAGAGUAGAUGUUGAUGGAAGCUUCAGGUCAUGCGCUGAUGGAAAAAAACUACCUAAUGCAGAUAUGUUGAAAGAUUUAAUAUUUACAUGUAUUGCCCUUUGUUUAGUACAGGUAUUGGGUGACGUGUUUACCCCUGUCUGAGUUGCCAUGGGAGGUGUAGACCAGUUGAAAGAUGCAUCAUAAUAAUCUGCUGUGUACCCCAGAGGUUGCCGAGUCAUUGAGAGGCUAGUUUUUAUAUGGUGUUAGAGGUCAGUUGUCUGUGUGUGCUCUCUUAGGCCAGUGUUUUUUUGUGUAGUCUCAUGUGACCCUUUUUGACUUCCAACAUUCCUUCAAGACAAAAAUGCUGGUUGGAUAAUUUAUGAGAAAUUCCCGUUUUUAUUUGAAGUGCGUGCUGUGUAAUGAACAACUGAGCCAGAUAACUGGUUGUGGCAUCCUAUCCUGACUGGUGGUGCUGGCAACCCCUAGCCAUAAACAACUGAAGAGGUGAAUUGUCUCCAAGCCUCAGCCCUGCACCUAGUAUUUGUGCCAUGGAAGACUUGGCUUUUAUUUUUAUUUUGGUGUUUGCAAUCUAAUUGGGCAUUUGAAAUGGUUUUGUAAUUAAUGUUAUCACGGCAGUUUGCAAACAAUCUUGAUGUAUAAAUUUAAUACUACCAUAUUAUUUACCUGUUUAUACCAUUGCCUAUUGUAAUUUUUCCCUUACUAGGCUUUGAAACAGAGCUCAGUGUUGGCUUGUGUGUGUGCGUGUGUGUGUGAGAGAGAGGGGCUGUUUAGACAAAGUUUGCACAAGUUUCAGGCAUUGUUUUAUUUUGUUAUUGCAAACCUUGCAUGUGCAAAUACUGUCAGCUACUUACUUGCUAUCGUAUUUUGCAAAGCAUAAAUGUUUAUCUCAGUAGACUUGUUAAGGAUUGCUUCACUGAUUGACAAAUACAAAAGCAGCCUAUGCCAUUUUAUCAUUUAAAACUGACAAGUAAAACUUUACAAGGAAAUGUUGAACUAUUGAAAUCCAGUCUUGUAGGGAAAUGUUAAAAUCUCGCAGUUGUCUAUCAUGCAGCACCAGGCAGUCACGUAGGUCCACAGCAUGUGGUGUUCCCAAGUAUCAUGUCCUGUGCCCCCUCCCCAACCUUCCACAUAUCCUGCUACUAAUGUACCAUAUCAUAGCCACAUGAUAUCAUCUAGACUAGGGAACUCAACAACUCAAGCAAUAUAACUGGCUAGGAAUACAUGAUCUAUAACCAGUUGUCACCCCUUAAUUUAUGUUCAUGGCCUUGAUUUGCAGGUCUAACUUUUUUGUGUUUGAAGAAACAUGUCUUUACUUUGAAGUGGUGGUCUUUGCUACAGUGUGUCCUCUGUCUAGUUGAUCACAAAGCUGGCAACUGAUUCCACCUCGAGGGCACUUAUUGCCGGGUAUUGUAAUUGGCUCCAUUACGUGUGUAUGUUGGCCGCAGCUUAACUCCCUUGUGUUGGUGUUGGGUGUGUCACGUCAGCCGCCAGUUGGUCUCGAGUGUCAGAGCGAGGGGAAGGAACAGAAGGCUGGCCAUAAGCAUGAUUGUAAUUUAAUUUUAAAGCAGUGGACACGAGAUACUUUCACUCCAAGACAUUAAUAUAUUUAACGAAAUAACAAAAGAAAAAGUAAGCAAAUUCGCAACAUUAUAUUGAUUGGAUUGAAAAAAUGUUUGAUCAUCUUCAGUGUCACGCCACCCUUGUCUGCAGACGUCCUCACGCAUACACACGUUACCCAACACGAGGGGGUCCGCUGCCGCUAACGCUGGGCACUGGACAUGAUGGUUUGUGAGAACAAGUGUAAAUAAACGGUUGUUCAUUCAA